This is a messenger RNA of Drosophila serrata, 649 nucleotides long. It is a transcript of the gene l(2)34Fc, whose product is annotated as reeler domain-containing lethal (2) 34Fc. Gene Ontology annotation, cellular component: membrane. NCBI's taxonomy places the organism in Eukaryota, Metazoa, Arthropoda, Insecta, Diptera, Drosophilidae. The record is from RefSeq and is a predicted model, not a curated record.
UUUUAAGUUUUUCCUUUGUGCUGUUGGUGUCUGUUUUUAAAAAGAAGCAGAAAUGUUCCGUUUUCUGGUAGUUGCCGUUUGCCUGGCCAUCAGUGUCCACGCCUACUCGGACGGUGCCCCCAAGACUGCCUGCGCGGAUCUGACGCCCCAGCACGGCGCCAAGCUGCAGACGAUCAAGCCCCCGUACAGCUUGUCCGGACCGGCUCAUGUCCGGUCGAACGAGAAACUGAAGUUGACACUGGGCGGUGAUGAAUUCAAGGGCUUCAUUAUCCAAGCUCGCGAUGGCCAGAAUCGCGUCGUCGGCAAGUUCCAAGUGGUGGAUGCUGCCCACUCGCAGACCCUGUCCUGCUCAGGAUCGGAUGACACCCUUACCCAUCGGAAGAUCAAUCAGGAUAGUCCCGUGACCCAGGUCACUUUCGAGUGGGUGCCGCCAGCAGGUUACAAGGGCAACGUCAAGUUCAUGGCCUCCGUGGUCCAGAGCAGCUUCGUUUACUGGGUUGGUCGUGUGACCAAGGACAUCAAUGUCGAGGAGCCAUAGGAUCUUUUCUCGGUGCAUGUGAUAGAAAAGUUUGCAAAAGUUUACCUUAAAUGUUCCGUUUACCAAUGGGAGCAAAGUAUUUUGAAAAAUAAAGUCUACGUUAAAAAGAGA